CUUUCUCUCUUUGUUACAUCUCACGGAGUCUGAAUAACCUCACUAAAAGCUAUUUUCGCCAUGGCUGUCACUUGCCGGUCGAUCCGUUCAGCUACCAAGAGACCAGUGAGCCUGGUUUCGAGGUUGCCUCCCACAGCCCCACGCUGCGCACAUCCGCGUGGGCUCCACAGCUACAGUAGGUCUCGAGUGUUGACAAUCUCCUUUUACCCAAUUGUGCGAACAUCCCGCUUAGUCCACGCCCACCUUUCCAAGAGUUGGGUGAGCCUCACAAUCAUCUGAAAGACAUCAAACAUCAUUCGCACUUCAUCCCGCUGCCUCAUUUUAUUCUCUGCAUUUCAAAGCCUUCUCACAUACAGGACAUUCAAGAUGGCGCACAGCAGCCCGGAUCUAUCCAACAGCAUAACAAUGCACCCUCAUCCCUUCCAUCUUCACCCAAAUCGAUCAGAGCAUACGAGAUCUGGCAAUCAUACCCCGAUCCAAUCCAUUCCUUCGACAAAGCCUGGCUCGACCACCGCCUUCGAGGCCAUUAUACCCAGAGCCGAAGAAAAUGGCCCCCUUUCCCGCCACACCACGCAUGGUAUAAAUGACCUCGAAGAUCAGAGACUGCCUCGAUACACACGCGAGAACGAUCCAUACCAGCUGUCUUCAGCAUACAAGAAUGAGAGGGAGAUCCGGCUUAUCGCAGCCAAUACAUCGCGAAAGCGCGAUGGUUGCGGUCCUAUCAAGUUCAACGGUGAUGCCCGCAAGGCGAGGAAGAUACAGAAGUUCUACGAGACACAGAAUGAAAACAUAGAGCGUAUGCUCAAGCCGGUGGCGGAUCACCGCGCCGAAGCCAAGCAAGAAGCAGGAGAGGAUCAUCUCAAGUUCCAGAUUGCUGUAUAUGGGUCCUUUGUCGCCAAUAUCGCCCUCGCCGCACUUCAACUUUAUGGUGCCAUUUCUUCUGGAUCGCUCUCUCUGUUCACCACCAUGGCUGAUGCGAUCUUUGACCCUAUGUCCAAUGUCACCCUGAUCGUUACCAACAGAGCUGUAAAGCGUGUCGAUCCGAAUCGCUUCCCUUCCGGCAAGGCUCGUCUCGAAACAGUCGGAAACAUUGUGUUCUGCUUUCUCAUGACAGCUGUCUCCUUCAUUCUGGUUGCCUUUUCAGUCCGUGAGCUCGUGCAGGGUAACAGUGCGGAUACCAAAUCGUUCCACCUUCCCUCGGUUAUUGCAGUCGCAGUGGCUUUCACUACGAAACUCGUCCUUUUCCUCUACUGCUGGUCGCUGAAGGACAAAUAUUCCCAAAUCAACAUUCUCUGGCAAGAUCAUCGAAACGACUUGCUGAUCAACGGCUUUGGUAUCCUUACUUCCGUUGGUGGUUCAAAACUGAAAUGGUGGAUCGACCCUAUGGGAGCUAUCAUUCUCUCUUGCCUGAUCUCAGUCAUCUGGCUCCGUACUGCAUUCAGCGAGUUCCUUCUUCUCGUGGGUGUGACAGCUUCAGUUGAGAUCCAACAGCUCAUAACAUAUGUCUGCUUGACCCAUUCGCCUGAAAUUGAAGGAAUCGAUACCGUCAGAGUCUAUCAUUCCGGCCCGAGAUUGAUCGCGGAAGUUGAUAUCGUCAUGAAUGCUGCUUCCUCGUUGAGGGAUACACAUGAUGUCGCCGAGGAGUUGCAAAUCAAGCUGGAAGAUCUUCCUGAUAUUGAGAGAGCAUACGUCCACGUUGAUUAUGAGACGACGCACAAGCCAGAGCAUGCUUACAAGAAGGAUAUCUAAGGCGGAAUUCUUGAGAGAAAGUUCUCUAUGUAUUAUAUUCGCAGCCCCUAUUAUGGGAGAUCUGCAUUUUCGCAAACCGGGCGUUAUCUGGUGGCUUCAUAAAGGGAAUUACUUUCAGCUCAGUACUUCGGCGUACAAAGAAAUCCGAGUUUUAAUGAAUAAAUACAUGAAUUUCAC
Molecule: messenger RNA, 1926 nt
Organism: Hyaloscypha bicolor E
Lineage: Eukaryota; Fungi; Ascomycota; Leotiomycetes; Helotiales; Hyaloscyphaceae
Product: putative metal tolerance protein 3
Exons: 1
Coding region: 367-1749 (460 amino acids)
Biological process (GO): monoatomic cation transport; transmembrane transport
Cellular component (GO): membrane
Molecular function (GO): monoatomic cation transmembrane transporter activity
Source: RefSeq, a predicted model, not a curated record